AUGGCUAAUGUUGUGGUAUUGGCGAAUGCAGAUGACAAUUUCAUGACCAACAUCAAUCUAGAAGCAGUUGUGGAUUGGAUACCUGGCCUGCCCAAUAUCCGUCUAAGCACAUUCCGAGAAUUAGAUAAAUCGGUUCUCGACGCCAUGCUAGAAAGAAUCCGUUGCCCAAUGUACCCAAUCCGCCCGUUUGCAAGCUUUAGCCAAAGUGAAUCCAAUGACCAUUUACAGUCAGUGUCAAUGAGACUUAGGAAAGAAGAGGAUGCAUGUGUAGAAUGGCUGAAUGACAAGGAACCUAAGUCAGUUGUGUAUGUGAAUUUUGGGAGUGCAACAGUUUUAACACGCAAUCAACUCAAUGAGUUCUCUUGGGGUCUUGCGAAUAGCCAAAGGCCUUUCAUAUGGGUCAUUCAUGAAGGUCUCGAAUUGGGCAUUGGUAUGGAGAUAAACAAUGGUGUUAAGAGGGAGGAUGUGAAGGAAUUGAUUAGGGAAUUGAUGCGAGGAAAGAAGGGUAAAGAGAUGCAGUUAAAGGCCAGGAAAUUGAAGGAGAGCUCAAAAAGUGCUCUUCAAAUUGGAGGUAGCUCAUAUGAUAACUUUGAGAGGCUAUUAAAGGAAAUGCUUCUAGAGAAACAUUAA
Amborella trichopoda is the source of this 630-nucleotide messenger RNA. RefSeq names its product 7-deoxyloganetin glucosyltransferase. Gene Ontology annotation, molecular function: quercetin 3-O-glucosyltransferase activity; quercetin 7-O-glucosyltransferase activity. The record is from RefSeq and is a predicted model, not a curated record. NCBI's taxonomy places the organism in Eukaryota, Viridiplantae, Streptophyta, Magnoliopsida, Amborellales, Amborellaceae.